AUGAUUAAAAUGGAGUCAGUGAGUCAUAGGGAGGAAGUAGCCAGUGAGAAAGAAGUAGGAGAUAAUGACAUGGAGGCCACAGAGGGAGAAGAGGAGAGUCUGGUUGGACUCAGCGUGGAGGAGGGAGCAACAGGAGAAGAAGAGAGUCUGGUUGGACUCAGUGUGGAGGAGGGAGCAACAGGAGAAGAAGAGAGUCUGGUUGGACUCAGUAAAGAAGAGUCUGGUUGGACUCAGUGUGGAGGAGGGAGCAACAGGAGAAGAAGAGAGUCUGGUUGGACUCAGUGUGGAGGGGGAGCAACAGGAGAAGAAGAGAGUCUGGUUGGACUCAGUGUGGAGGGGGGAGCAACAGGAGAAGAAGAGAGUCUGGUUGGACUCAGUGUGGAGGGGGGAGCAACAGGAGAAGAGGAGGAGGAAAUUAAACAUGACAGAGAGGAGGGGAGGGAAACAGAGGAAGAAGAGGGAAUGGGAGAACAUGAAGGCGAAAAAGAGCAAGGAGAAGAUCAGGAUGAAGGCAAUGAGGCAAGCCAGAGAGACAGAGAGGAAGGAGAGGAGGAGGAGGAAGAGGAAGAAGUCCAACCAGAGAGUGAGAGCGUUUCUAUAAGGGAGCACACUGCAGAGGACGAGGAAGACAGGGAGAGGGGAGAAGAGGAAGCAGAGGAGGCGCAGGACUCAGAAGGGCAGGUAGAGUGCGAGGAGGUGGAACGGAGUGAUAGAGGCUUGGAGGAAGAGAGCGAGAACGAAAGAGAGGAAUCACACACUUCUCAGAACGGAGAGAUAGAAGAGGAGGAUGUGGGAGUUGGGGAUGAAAGAGAUGAUAAUGAGGAGGGGUCAGAAGGUGAAGAAGAUGGUGGUGAGGAAGAGGAGCAGCGUUGUCAGGAUGCUGAGGAAGACUCAGCAGCAGGGCAACCUGAGGAUGAAGAGGAGAGAGACUCUGACGACAGCAUCAUCUCACCACCAGAACACAGGUCAUCCAAAGGCCUGGCAGAGGUAGCGGAAGAGGAGGAGGAAGAAGUGAUCGGUGAUAAUGGUGAAAAUGAUGAUGAUGAAGAUGACAAAGUGAAAGGGUAUUCAUGGUCUGUAGAUCCCUUUCCAGAUGAGGAUGAUGAUAUUGAAAGUCUUCUCGCUCCACAAGCAAAGUCUCAGGAAAAACAAGAGAAAGAAGAAAAGAAGAAGACAGUGGUCCUUGUCAAACCCAAAGCCAUAGAUGAAGACUUGGACAGUUUCUCUGAAGUAAAAGCACUUCACAAAAAGAAAGGGGCUAAUCAGGACACAGACUCAGAAGAGUUUGAUCACUUCUACGACUGACAAGCCAUGUGUUCCAGCUCACCUAAAACCUCAACAAGAUAUGAGUGACUGCAAUACUAAUGCCAGACUUCUAAAUAAACACUUGAACAUGAAAUCCA
Messenger RNA from Salmo salar (Atlantic salmon), 1403 nucleotides. Lineage: Eukaryota; Metazoa; Chordata; Actinopteri; Salmoniformes; Salmonidae. The record is from RefSeq and is a predicted model, not a curated record.